This is a messenger RNA of Coprinopsis cinerea okayama7#130, 952 nucleotides long. RefSeq names its product metalloprotease. The record is from RefSeq and is a predicted model, not a curated record. Lineage: Eukaryota; Fungi; Basidiomycota; Agaricomycetes; Agaricales; Psathyrellaceae. The transcript has 7 exons. Gene Ontology annotation, molecular function: metallopeptidase activity. The coding region runs from base 25 to 873 and encodes 282 amino acids.
UUGGCUUUCCUAUCCCAGAACAUCAUGUUGUCGUCGCUUCUCGUAGCCUUCGCUCUCGGGAUCACAUCAGCGUUUUCCGCGGUACCCCCAAGAAGAACGUGUGGAACACACAUCUCAGAGGAGCAAAUUGCCGCCGCCGAAUCGCACUUUGCUACCCACCGUGUUGCACCCAGUGACUUUUCAACCCAGGCUACCACUAUCAAUGUCUACUUCCAUGUCAUCAGCCAGGACGCUUCUACCUCCGGGGGCUCCGUGACCGACGCCCAGAUUGCCAACCAAAUCAGGGUGUUGAACGACGCAUACGCUAGAGCAGGAAUCAACUGGGUGCUCGCCAACACCACUCGAACCACCAGCGUAGACUGGUUCCAACGUGUCGCCCCCAACACCGCGCAGCAACAGGCCAUGAAGACUACUCUCCGAACUGGCAGCUCACGCGACUUGAACGUCUACACCGUUGGUUUCCGAGCAGGCUCCGGCAGUGGGCUGCUUGGAUAUGCCACAUUCCCCCAGGAAUUUGCCGGUAAACCGUCAGAUGACGGUGUUGUUAUCCUCCAUUCCUCUCUCCCUGGUGGAACCUCUGCUCCAUACAACCUUGGUCACACUUUGACCCACGAAGUCGGCCACUGGCUUGGCCUUUACCACACCUUCCAAGGUGGCUGCUUCGGAAGCGGCGACUACGUCGAUGACACCCCUCCUGAGGCCAGCCCUGCUUAUGGCUGCCCACGAGGACGUGACAGCUGCGCUGGCGGUGGAGUCGACCCCAUCAACAACUACAUGGACUACAGCGACGAUGCUUGCAUGACCGAAUUAACUCCGGGUCAAAUCGAACGAAUCCGUGCACAGAUUGCUACUUACCGCGGUAUUGGUCUCUAAGGGACUAUGGACGAUUCGAGUUCACGAUUUUGUACAAUAGCACUUUCAAUUCUUCCCAGUUCCACAAUUGCUCUGCUUG